Molecule: messenger RNA, 1284 nt
Organism: Colletotrichum higginsianum IMI 349063
Lineage: Eukaryota; Fungi; Ascomycota; Sordariomycetes; Glomerellales; Glomerellaceae
Product: O-methyltransferase
Exons: 3
Coding region: 1-1284 (427 amino acids)
Molecular function (GO): O-methyltransferase activity
Source: RefSeq, a predicted model, not a curated record
AUGAGCAACUCUUCCGAAAUUCUUUUCGGACUGGCAUCGCAGCUUUCGCAGCUGGCGACGUUAUCAUCCAGUGACGCCGAGAAGAAUGACGCGGCCAUUGUCAUUGGCCAGAAGGUCCUCGACGCAGCCAGAGGGCCGAUGCCCGACUGGAUGGACAGGGCGAUCCACGCCAUGGACUUUGUCAGUUUGAAGCUCUUUUUGGACUGGAAGGCCUUCGAUAUGAUUCCUUUGGAUGGUUCGAUAUCGCACACCCAUCUGGCCGAGAAGCUGGAGGCGGAUGUCUCUCUGAUCAGGCGUCUUUCUUGGGUUCUCAUAUCUGGCGGGAUCUUGACACAGAUUGGCGACGACAAAGUUGCGCACAAUGAGAAGUCAAAGUUGUAUCUCUCGGGGACACCCGACGAGGUACUGUUCCACAUGAUGCAAGUCUUUACAUCACUGGCUCCCCGGCCCAUGGCUUUCGAAGAGCACAUCAUCACAGCUCUAAAGCUCCCGGAGUACUUCGCGAAGUAUGGCCGUCGCGAGCCUGCAACGCGGGCCCAUACGCCCUACUCUUUCGCCCGCGGACGGCCGGAGAAGGAGGUCUGGGAGCUCCAUCGGGAGAACCCCGAGCAGGUGAAAAGAUUCAUGAAGGGAAUGGAGAUGGCGCAGAAAUUCGUUCCCCUCGAGGGAAUCUACGAUUUCGGCUGGGUUGAGUCAAAGCUGUCAGAAGGAAGCGACAGGCCUAUUUUUGUCGACGUGGGCGGCAGUAAGGGACAUGCAAUCAAGGCCAUAUUAGAGGAGAACCCUUUUCUCCCUGCAGAACGCGUAAUUCUGCAGGACCGAGACGAGGUCAUUGAGCAAGUGGCCGCACUCAAGGACCCUGGGCUAGAACAUGUCAAGCUGCAGGUGCACGACUUCCACGCUGAGCAGCCCGUCAAGAGUAAGUUCGCAAACCACACUCCCCUUUUCUUCAUCAUCUCCGCACAUGAGUUGACGCAUGCAGACGCACUGAUCUAUUGGAUCCGCCGGUGUCUGCACGACUACGGAGACGAUGACAGCGUCAAGAUCCUGUCCCAGCUUUCGGACGCCAUGGGCUCGGACAGCAAGGUCUUGGUCGUCGAAUACGUCCUCCAGAAUCCUCCUCCGCCCGUUGGCGCCAUGACGGACUUUGGCAUGAUGACCAUUGGCGGAAAGGAGCGAACGGCCGCGGACUGGGAGUCCGUGGCGGCCCGCGCGGGCUUGAAGAUUGAAAGGAUUCAUGGCUUGGAAAAGAAGAUGCAAGUCAUUGAAUGUGCCAAGGCCUGA